UCAAUGCUUCAUCGCCCACACGCCCACCAGCAGCCCCUCCUGCUCCCCGGGGGGAAUUGGCGCUCACGCUGCUGCUGCUGCUGCCGUUGAUGCUCGCGCACCGGUUCACGAUCAGAAGGCACAUUCACGCUCUGGCUGGCAAUAGCGGCGGCAGCAUCAGCAGCAGCGAUGCGUUGUGACAACGCCCUGCCGACCAUCACAGCGUCCAUUCAGAAUGGAAUCGUCGGUCCCAGCGUAGGGUAAAGGAUUCAUUCCCCAGCGCGGCGCCUGCUUGCUGGCCGAGUCCACGUACAUAUAUAUUUUUUGUCAUUCGUGGUUUUUCUUAUUGUUUUAAUGCCGUCGGUGGCUUAGAUUUAUGUAAUUGAUUUCUUUUGUUUUGUGUUCUUCUCGUUGAAAACACGUCGAUGCCACUGCAACUCGGGGAGGGGGUGCUUAUUUAAAUAUCCUGUGCAUAUUCGGAGGGCGACAAUUUCAACGUUCCGUUGCUCGUACGCCUGACGAUGGAGGCUGUAAGCUGCGGAGCAGCAGCAGCAGCAUCAUCACCAGCACCGGCAUCGGCAGAUCCCCCUCGGCCGCAGCAUCCCGAGCAGAAGAGGUCCAGCAACCGGACACCGUCCCCAGCGCGUCCGAGGGGCGGCCACGCUCGCCUGUCCACGGCCACCAAGCCCGGGCUGCCCACCAAGCCCGGGGCCAGCAAAGCCGGCCUCUCCCCGGCACGCCUGGCCCGCAGGAGUCCGGCCAAGGAGAAGGCGAAGCACGUGUCGGAUGCCGCCGGCUCUCCCGGCGUCAAACCGGGCGCGUCCUCCUCCUCCUCCUCGACCUCGUCCGUGUCUUCGUGCUCCUCCGUGGGGGCACCGCGCGCCACCAAGAGCUUCCUCGUGCGCCUGUCGUCGGCCGAGCUGAAAGCCAAGAAGAUCGUCGACUGCAAGACGGCCGCUGUCGCUGUGGCCGCGGCGAGGUUGAGGAGGAAGGUGGCCGCGGCGGCGAGUUGCGCGCUCGCGUCCGACGCGGCGGUGGCGGCGGCGGCGCCCGGUGGCACUCGGACGCCGCGCACGGACAGCGGCUCCGACCUCUCGGACUGCGUCUCGGAGCCCCUCUCGGUCUCGGACGAGCAAGGAGGCGGCGGCAGCGGCGGCGGGGAUCCGAACGUCUCGGACAGACAUCUGGACGACCUUCGCGAGAGCGCGGAGGACGGCGAUCAGGAGGAGGAGGAGGUGGUGGUGGGGACGGACGGCGCGCACGCCGAAGCAGCUGCUGCUGCUGCUGCUUUCUACGACGACGACGACGAGACAACUGCUGCGGCAGAUGCCGCUGGGAAGGCAGCAGACUUGGCGGACUGGAGCGACAGCGGCAUGGAGGCAGAGUCGGCGGACUCCCCGUCCGAGCUGAGGUCCGCUCUGCGCGCCGACGAGGAGGGCUCCGGCGAGGCGGCCGAGUCCUGCUCGUCGGCGACGGACGCGCGGUCCAGCAGGCAGGGCGAGAUGUACGGCUUGGAGGAGGAGGAGGUGGAGGAGUUCGGCUUCUUGGACCAGGAGAUCUUCCGCGAGAUGGAAGAGCUGCGCUCCGAAAACACCUAUCUCAAGGACGAGCUGGAGGAGCUGAGAACGGAGAUGGAGGAGAUGCGGGACAGCUACCUGGAGGAGGACGCGCAGCACGUGCAGGACCUCCGGCGUGAGCUCGACCGCGCGCACAAGUCUUGCCGCAUCCUGCAGUACCGCCUGCGCAAGGCCGAGCGCCGCAGCUUGAGGGCCCUCGCCGCCGCACACUCGGGCCACUCGGACGGGGAGCUCAUCCGGGCAUUUGAGCAAGACCUCAAGGUUGCUAAGGACGUCUCGGUGAGGCUUCACCGUGAGCUGGAGAGCGUGGAGGACCGGCGUGUGCGGGCAGAAGAUGAAAACGAUACCCUGCGUGCCAAGCUCAUUCAGCUGGAGGUCGCGAAGCAAGCGCUGCAGAACGAGAUGGACAAGCUGAAGGAGAGCUCGCUUCGAAGGCGUGGCAGCAGGGAGCUCUACAAGCCAGAAAAGAGACCUUUGUCCCAGGAGGACAAUGCAGACCUCAAGUGCCAGUUGCAGUUUCUGAAGGAGGAGGCUGCGCUGAUGCGCCGCAAGAUGGUGCGCGUUGGGAAGGAGCGAGACCGCUUUGAGCAGGAGCUACAAAAGUACAAGGCCUCGUACGGUGACCUGGAUGGGCCCCUUACUGCAGGGGACGGCAGCUCGGCCAUCGGCGGUGGCCCUCCGAGCACGCGGGAGACCGAGCUGAAGCUUCGCCUGAGGCUCGUGGAAGAGGAGGCCACCGUCCUGAGCCGCAAGAUCGUGGAAUUGGAGGUGGAGAACGGAGGCCUCAAGAGCGAGAUGGAAGAGAUGAAGUGCCACUGCGAGAAGGGGUCUGCGACGGCGGAAGGCUCUGACGCGGACGACCACAGGUCUUGCAUUUCGGUGGAUGGGGAGCUGGGCGAGUCGGCGUGCGAGCUCAGGCGCCACCUCCAGUUCGUCGAGGAAGAGGCGGAGGUCCUGCGUCGGUCGGUGGUGGAGCUGGAGGAACAAAAUCGGCUGCUCACAGAGGAGCUCGGACGCUCGCGGCCGGGUUCUGACCCUGAAGGUGACUGGGAUGAAGAGAUGUCCGAGAGUGGACCCCCGUCAUCCGAAAGUCUGCAGGAGGAGCUCGACAUUGCACGCAGCAAGAUCGGGCAGCUGAGCGGCAAGUUGGCGAAAUUCCAGUACGAGAACAGGCUUCUGCUCUGCAAAGCGCAGGGCAGUGAUCUCGUUUCCCAGGCGAGCCACAAGGAGAGCACCGACGGCAGUCUCGAGGACCUUGGAGAACCGUCCCAAUUGAGACGCGAGGGGCCCGUGGGUGGUGAGGGAGAGAGCGAGGACCAUCGGGAAGAAGCCACUUCUCAGAUGGAGAAUGACAUGAGCCUACUCCUGAGACGAUACGAGGAACCGCGGAAACUCGCGCGCUUCAGGAGCGAAGCAGAGCGUCUCGGGAAGGUUGUAGAGUCGCUGAUAUCCGACACGGACAGUUUGAUCGGCGAAGCAAAGGAUGCCAUGCCGUGCAGUGAAGUCGAAGAAAACGAAGGGGAAGCUUCAUUCGCGAACAGUGGACCACAACUGCUGGACAAAAUCGAUGCUAGGAUGAGGGACAUAGGCAAAGAACUGAAAUCUUUUAUCGAAAAACUUGACAUUUCAGCGGAUGAUGCUGCUGAUGAAGAUAACACUUGCACAAGAGACACCUUCUCCCACUUUUCUCUGAAUCGGGACCACACACUGGAUUUCCAGUCUGAGCUGGAGGAUCAGGCGUCUUGGGAUGAACAUUCAGUUGACAAGGCUUGCAACCUAACACCUGCAGACAAAACCUCUUCCGGAGCGUUGCAUGAACGAAUGUAUGGAAAAACAGAUUCUGUGGAAUCUGAGCUACGAGAGUCGCAGGAAGUCCUCUCAGAAGCCAACAUGACCAUUCAGCAACUUCAGGUGCAGUUGGAGCAAGAGCGACAGUAUCGGAGAGAGGAAAACCAACACCUGGAGAAGCAGAUCUCCCUGCUCAAGGCAGAGCAACGGAAGCUGGCGCUCCGGCGGGACUUUGAGCUGCAGAGCGUGCGGCUGCAGCAGAAGCUGGAGCGCCGCGAACUGGCGAGGGCUCGCGGAUCGCUUGUGCAGGAGGUGCGCUGCCUCCGCCAGGGCCUGGCACUCGUGUGCGCUCGGCUGCGGGCCGUCGUGCGGCACUGGAGGCAGGGCCGCAAGGACCUGGGGCUCGGGGACGAGGCCUUCCUCGACCUGGAUGGAGCUGCAGAUCUCAGUCUGGUUCUGGUCGAGAAGGAUCUUCUGGAGGACCUGUCAGAGGCAUCAAACACAUCAGAGAGCACAGAGGACAGCGGAGUGCACUCCUUGCUGGAAGGCUUGGCUGAGAAGAGAGACAGCCUCACCGCCAUGGAAUGUCUGGGCAAAUGGGAACAGCAGGGCCGGGAGAGCCGUCGUGUGCUCCUGGAGCUGCGCUCGGUGCUCGAGGACCUGCAGUCGGAGUUCCGCGAGGAGGAGCGCAGCCGCUCCGAGCUGCAGCGAGAGUUCGCCACCGAGAAGGCCACCUGGGAGAUGGAGCGCGCGCAGUUCAAAUUCGUCCUGUCUCAGCUGCAGGCAGACAUCUCGUCGUCGGGCGAGGAGCCUCCGCUGCCGGAGCAGCUGGCGGAGCAGCAGAAGGCGCUGCUGGCCGACAUGCACGGCCGCACGAUGGAGCUGCGGCGCCAGCUUCACGCCGGCGAGCGCGGCUGGGGCCGCGAGCGCACGGAGCUGCUGCAGCGGUUCGACCACGAGCGCAAGGAUUGGGAGCAGCAGCUCCGCCUCAUGCGGCACAAGGUCCACCAGCUACAGAAAGAGAAGCCAUCGCAUGCAGCCAGUGGGCUGGCUCAGCACCUUCCCGGAGUUUCAUCGGGACUCCGAAGCGAGCAAGGAAAGAUCAUCUCCAUCCUGCGCUGUGGCCCUGACUCCCAAAUGCUGAAGGACAUUCGGCCACGUGCAUUCGAAUCCCUGGUUCUGGACGCACUCAGCCUGGACUCGCCAAACCGGGAGGCACUACACAAGGCCCCAAUGCUGGGACAGAAUGAGGUGAAACUAUUCCGUAGAACAAACAGCGAGGAGCCGGGAGAAGACACUGAUGGUAAAACAGGUUUACGCAGGGCAAGGUCAAGUUCCUCCAUCAAUGACUUCGAUGCCCAAAUGGACAAUGUGCCAUACCUUCCGGAAAAGAGCUCCCCGACCAACAGCGAUCCGCUGUUCAUUAAGAUCGACGGGGUCUCGCACCCACUCUCGCCAGACGACCUGAAAUACAUCGAAGAGUUUGCAGCCAGGCGGAGGGUCAACGACGCCACCCACGACCGCUGGUCGAGCGACGGGCGGGAGAGCGAGCAGGCUUUGCUGCAGGAUGGCCCCGCCGAGAGUGAAGGGCACUCCUCCUGGUACCUCACCACCGGCGACGACGUGAGCGGCCGCGUCCUCGCAGACGCGGAGCUCCAGGCUCAGGAGAUCAUGGGCUUCGGCACAGAAGAAGCCGAGAGAGACGGGGAGGGGUACUACGGGCGUCGGUCGCCCAGGGGAUCCGACGCGGCGCAGCCGGAAGGCGACGCCGGCGACGGCGGAUAUUCGUUCCUGUCCCCGCACAGGAGGCGAGCGGCCGACUCGCGCUGGUCGUCCGAGCUUCUCGGCCGUCGGAGCGACUCCUCCGAGAGCGGCAUCGCGUCGGACAUACAGACGUCCUCGGCGGCCGAAACGGAGGCGUCGCGCAACAUGAGCGACGACAUGAAGGAGGCGGCGUUCGGCACGCGGACGGGCGCGCACGGGGGCGGCGGGGACGACGACGAAGACGAAGACGACGGCGGCGGCGGCGGCGGCCGUCCAACGCGGGACACCGCCAGCCAGACGGCCUCCGCUUCCACCACCGGCACGCAGACCGUGCGCACCAUGGUGAACGUGUGCGCGCAGACCGAGUACGUGCGGGGCCUGUCGUCCCACCGGGCGGCCGUGCUGCAGCGCGCCACCUCGCAGGCCGUCCUCGGCUCGCCACGCUCGUCCCUCGGCGCGCGCGGCAAAGGCUCCGCGGCUGCGGCGGCGGCGGCGGCGGCGUCGCCGCUCGACAAGAUGGACGCCCGCUUUGAGCGCAACUGCUGCUCGAAGUUCAGCUCGCCGAGAUUUCCGCGGAAGGCCCCCGCGAGCCGUGCCGAGCAGGCUCGCUACGGCCGAGACUCGCCGCUGUCGCGGCUCGACUCGCUGAAAGGGCAGAGCGAGUCGGCCUGGGCUCGCUCCACGACCACGCGGGACAGCCCCGUGCACACCACCUCCAAUCACGGCCUCUCGAGCCUCUUCACGUUUAUCGAUCACUCCACGGAGGUGCCCGGCAAGGCAGGGCCAAAGCCCGGCGGGAAGGAGCCAGUGCGGUCGCGAUCGGUCGACAUGUCGCGGUCAAACUACGGGCUCAUCCAAGAGAUCCUGAAAAAUGCUCGAGACAGGUCACUGAGUCCUAACUCCAAUCGCGAACAGAGGAUCUGUGCUGCGGCUGUCAAAAGCUGUUUUGGGUCUCCGAAGAAAGAGGUGCCGGUGACUGCCCCUCCGAGAGGGAGAGAAGCCCUUGGUCAGUCGAGCAGUGAGCCUGCAGCAGCGAAAUCAUGCGACCAAGACGAUGCAGGAGAGAACAACACAGACAAACCUACGGGGAAUACUCCCGAAUCGCCGUCGUCCCGCGAGUCUGCAGCUGCUCGGCGUUCUCAAAAAUCCACAACCCGGGCAUUCCAACCCCGGUGGCUGCCGCGAGAUUCAUCCUCCCCGUCCCCCUUGGCAUCGAGCAAGAAACCCAAGUCCGGUCCGGCAAACGCUUCGUGUAUGAAACCUUCAGCUGAUGCAGGUGGAAAACAGGAAGGAGAACACGCAGACAUUCAAGGUGAACUGGAGGGCGGUGGGCGUUGCUCGCAGUCCCGUCCGCAAGAAACUGGGGAAACAGCAGCCGAGUCGGAACAUCCAGAAGGCACCGAGAACGGCGCAUCGGAAGCAACAGAAAAUGAGGCUGCCACCCGUGGUACUGAAGAAACAUCAACGAAUAUGACGUUAGAGAAUGACCAAGAGGACACGCCGGACGUUGAUGAUAAUCUGGGUGGUGAAGACAAAGAUUUCAGAGAUUUAUCUGAUGAUGAUGAAGAGGAGGAGGAGGAUCCAAGUGGAAUCUCGAUCAAUGUCUAUCUAGACAAAAAUACCCAUUCUGAUGAUGAUGAUGAUGAUUACAGCUCAGCAGACAAACAGGAGAGCAAUAAUGAGCUGAUAGCUCACGACAAAGCAGAGAAUCCAGCACCAGAUGAUGCAGAAUGCAUUGCCUCAAUGCCAGACGAUGAACAAACAUUCGAUGACCCUGCAGAAGAAGUCGAAUUUAAUACAGAUGUGGCCAACGACGAGUCUCCGAUUGGGGACACGGAAAUAUGUGAGCCAGAUGGUGGCAAUGAUCUUGCAAACGAUGCGGAUGACACCGGGGACCUGGACAAAGUGGAGGAGCUGGAGGAAAAAGAAAAUGAUUCUGAUGCAGAAUCGGAACGGGGUCAACUUGAAGCAGAGAAUUCUGAAGAUGGCAAUGAUCCCACAGCUUAGGUGAAAACGCGUAUGAGAAUUUUAAUAGCAACAAUUAAUGUUAGGGAAAUAAAAAGAUUAGUGCCAAUUUUCAAGUUCGUAUGCAAGUUCUUUCUUGCUUUUUCUCAGACACAGGAAUUCGUAUCUAGCAUAUUGAAAUGCAGCCAUAUCAUUUAUUUGCGAAAUUUGAUGAAACAUUUAAAUUAUGCAUGUAAACUUAAACGGAGAAAUAUUAAUUU
Petromyzon marinus (sea lamprey) is the source of this 7333-nucleotide messenger RNA. It is a transcript of the gene MTCL1, whose product is annotated as microtubule crosslinking factor 1. Lineage: Eukaryota; Metazoa; Chordata; Hyperoartia; Petromyzontiformes; Petromyzontidae. The record is from RefSeq and is a predicted model, not a curated record. Gene Ontology annotation, biological process: regulation of autophagy.